Amoebophrya sp. A120 is the source of this 6001-nucleotide messenger RNA. NCBI's taxonomy places the organism in Eukaryota, Dinophyceae, Syndiniales, Amoebophryaceae. The record is from the annotation of a GenBank genome assembly.
UGAAGUGAAUAAAUUGAAAUUGAAAUUGAAUGUUUGCAUUUAUGUUUUUUCAUGUGGGUCGCGGAUAUCGAUAUCCUUUUCAUGCUCUAUCUAUGUGAAGGUUUCGUUAUUCUCAUGUCGUCAAGCCUACACCCUCCCAAAAUGACCAACAUGACCACAUCGUGAUCGGGAGAAGAUCCCUGGCCCUCUGCGGCAGGGCUUGUUGUGGAUUGUGGGUUUAUGUGGUGGGCAAGUGUCCUUUGCCACGCGUUCCGCAAUCAGCUACAGUGAGCAAUUCAUGAAGCGGUUGCAGUCACAGCCACAGUCGUGACCUCGUACCGACGGCAGCGAUAUCUGGCGAGUUUGCAGCAGGCGGUGGCUCAUCGAAAUUCACCUAAAAAAAAGGGCUGUCUGGAAUCAUGGCGGUGGAGGGGCAUCAGCUUGCCGGGACCACCGGCACAAAAGACCGGAAAAAUCUCUUCCGUGCUGCUGGGGUGGACACCGGCGGAGGUCAACUCAGUCGGGCACUGCUAUGAAAAGAAAAGGAGCGUCGUGGCCUUGCCUUGUGCAAGAACUACACGGAGUUGCACUUAGGUUCUCUUGACGUUUCGCGGACGAGGGCGUUUUUGCUAUGUGUAGUAUCGUCAUGGUCAUCAUGCAUCAUCAUGACAGCCUUCUCACGCAAUGUCAAUGUGGCGAGGACAAGGCCGCCGCUCCUUUUGUAGUCGAUAUGUCACGAGGCUGUGCAAGAACAUUGUUGACGAUCCGGCUUUUAACACUUUUACCAUGAUUCUGACCAUUUAUGCCCUGUUCGGUGACGACUUGCGGCUAGCAACCACGAGCGAACCGGCCGACAUUAUCUUUGAUUGGAUUACUGGGGUGGCACUUGCGGUAUUCUUUCUAGAAUGCGUGGCCCAGAGUCUGGGAAAAGAGGACUACUUCCUCUCGUUCUUCUUUUACCUCGACGUGAUCGCCACACUGUCGCUGAUUCUCGACAUCACUAGCGUAGCAAAGCUGAUAUCCGGCGGGGGUACGGGACAACUCAAAGCAGGUGAAAAUGAUAGACACAGAUGACGACAUCAUCUCGGUCGUGUCCACCUCGGUGUACAUAUUGUAGUCGUGCUGGAAAUGAAAGAAACAGUUGUUGGCGCCAUUCUUUACAGUGGAGCAUGGUCCAGAUCCAGAAAGCAUGCGCAUGACGGCAAAUAAACUCAUGAGUGAUGAUUAUGAAAUAGGCUUCUUUUUUCCAAAAACUUUGUCCCAGGUACACAGGCGGCGCGCGUUUUGCGGGUACUGCGGAUGAUUCGACUGAUUCGAAUCGUGAAACUGUACAAGCAGUAUCAAGACCAGCAGCAACGCAAGAAGGUGAAGGCGGCGCUCGAGCGCAAGCGCAAGAAGGAAGCGGAGGAGGGUUACGCGAAACGCGUGGCGCCGGGUGAGGAAGAGGACCUGAUCGACUUCGAAGACGAAAACUUUGCCAUGCUGCAACAGGACGGCGUGAACGCGGUGCAGGAGUCCCGCGUGGGCAAGAAACUCAGCGACAUGACAACGAGGCGCGUCAUUAUGCUGGUCCUGUCCAUGAUGUUGGUGGUGCCGCAGUUCCAACUGAGCGAGAACUUUCAGCAUAAGCAGAGCAGCGCGCAGUACUCCUUAGACCUGCUGCAGCUCUUCCUUGCGGACUACGAAACAGCCGUGGGGAGCAGCGCAGGUUCCAACCUCGUCAAGGAGCACCGGCGUCAGUACGAACUGGCACUGCUCAAGGCCGUGUACGAUUCUAACCCAAAUGUACGAACGCGAAGGCUUGUGGUGCGGUCAGGUCGUCAUCUGGACGGCAGCUCCUUCGCUGGUAUUGCUAUGUUUGCAUCUGUGGUGUCAUGAUAUAUCAUAGUCAUACCUGCCUUAGUACGCCCUCGAAAAACUACGCGGAACUAGAAAUCUUCUGGCUUUUCAGACUGCGGACUCCUGAUAAAGUGGUGCUGCAACUACUUCAGUACAUCCAGCAGUCGUGCUGGGUGUAGUUCCUGCUCCAUUCUAAAAAGCAUGAUGAUGUUGAACCGACACAAUAUCGAAUAGAAAGCAUCUCCGACAGCGACUGACACAGGUCCAGCUUUGUCUUUCAUAUCAGUACAGUGCGGAUUAUUGCGACGAAUAUGAUAUCACCUGUGCGGACUCCCAGUACUAUCGCUUCUCUUUUAUUUUCAAUGAUUUGCAACGAUUGAAUUAUGAACAUGAUGCAGCAAAGAUGAAAUGCAUUUGCAAAUAAUAUUGAUGUUGCUUCUGUAUGUUUCCUUCUAGUCUAUGCACAGAACAAGAAAAAGAGUCUCAACAUCAUGCAGAAGUAGCCAAUGUGAGACGCAUACUUACAUGCGCGGUGGAGCAGGUACAGCUACACUUUCUCACCGUCACCAUGGACAUGAUUUCAGGUUCGCGGAAAUUCUCUUCAUUGGGUAUGUGAAUAGAAACGAGCUUAUCCUUGUGGAAAUCUUGAAUCCUCAAGUUACUAUGUCGCGCCUUGCACCACCUUCUGACUUCUGUAUCUGCACUGCAUAAACGCAUGAACGACUACAUUUGCAUACAAUCAUAUAAGCGAAGCGACUGCGUUUCGAAAAGUUCAGUCUCACGGCCUAGUCUCGUCAAUUGCAGUUCUUCAAGAUUUCGCUAUGAUGUCGUAGCCGAUGUGGGACAUGCGCGACAAAAUUCAUAUCACGGAACUGGCGGCAGAGAAAAGCAGUUGGGAAAAGUGGCAUAACCGUUAUGACCUCGGAAAUGAGUUUGGGUUCGCAGGCGGCGCCCUCCCGGAGGUAAUCAAAGAUCGCUUAACCAACGAUUGGAGUAACAACCAGGGCUGCUUCGACGACUCUCUUGGUAAAUCGGUGAUCGGAGUCGCACUUAAGGCUGAAAUUCCCUGUCCGCCAAAAAAGUUGCGCUUCAACGAAGUGGAUCCGGCUUUCCCUUGGGCAGGUAUAAACAGCUCUUACUUGUUUGAGCUUGUUGAUGCUUCUGUGUCUGUAGUUCUGGCACUGUAGCUGUCGAUCUUUUUGGACUAGGUAGACAGUGAAAAAUUUAUUAUAUAUUAGAAUUAGUGUUUGCACUUGCAGGCAGAGAGGAAGUGCGCGUAUGUGGUCAGUGGUUCCAGAAAGACAGUGAUGGAACAUGGGCCGCGCGCUGAGGUCGGUGCGCACGCGCGACAGCUUACUUAGGAAAAAUAGCACUUGUAUGUACAUCCGAGAAAGAAGUUGACGAAGAAGACAACGACUGAAUAACCCCGGAUACACAUGAAAGAAUGAAUGAAUGAAUUAGUGUUUGCAUCACAACUUGUUUCUGUGCAAGAACAUCAUGAUCGACGUUCUCAAGAAAUCGAACCCCAGGGGUGCACCCGCAGACGAACAUGGUAAACACCGACAGCUUGCUCGCCUACUACGACCUGCGGCGACUGGUCUACUUCGAGUCUGUGAUGAGCAUGAUGCAGACGAUCUUUGUGUGCAUCGUCCUCGGACUGACGGCCACCUUCUUCAACAAGGACGCGAAGGAGCUGGUGCUGGAGCCCAUCGAGCGCAUGAUCGCCAAGAUGCACCGCAUCCGCGAUAACCCCUUGGUCGCCAUGCGUCUGGGGGACGAGGAGUUCCGUAAACAGCAGAUCGAGCUGAAACGGGAGCAGGAAAUGGACGAAAUUCAUUCCGAUUGGAACUGGCGAAAUGCAACACUGCUGGAGAACGCUCGGCGAGUGGUGCGCGGGUCACUUGGCUGGCUGGCGUCCCGGUGCGGCAGCGGCAGAAACCGCGGAGGCGCGAACAAAACCUCGACCCGGCGGGUGCAGGAGCCCAUGGAGACUGUGAUUCUGGAGUCGACGCUGAUCAAGCUCGGGGGCCUUCUCGCCGUCGGGUUCGGCGUCGCCGGGGCCGAAAUCAUAGGACAGAACCUGUCCGGGGACGCUUCCGGCGUGAACGCCAUGGUUCCCGGUGUGAAGAUCGAAGCCAUUUUCGGCUUCUGCAACAUCUACCACUUUUCCGACGCCACGGAAAUUUUGCAGGACCGGAUCAUGAUCUACGUUAACCAAGUGGCAGAGAUCGUUCACUCUCUGGUAGACAUGUUCGGUGGCAACGCAAACAAAAACAUCGGCGACGCCUUCCUGCUCGUUUGGAAAAUCGGUACCUCUUUAUUAUAUACGCCUUGAUGAGUGGGCGAUGCUUUCAUCUCUUCUGUUUCUUGCAUAAGAAGGGGCGAGGCAAGAAUUCGACUUGUUGCUGUCGUGUCUUCAAAAGACGAUGCUAUUGCUCAAACUUCAACUCUUAGAGGAGCACGAGGAAGAAAAUAGAAAAUGAUAAUGAUCUUUCUCCAACAGCGACGGUGCCGAAGGACGUCAGCGGCGAAUUGGAGGACAACGAAUUUAUCACGCGCGAGCACAGGAUGCGUCGCAUGCGCAUGUGCGACAUGAGCGUGGUGGCGUUUUGUUUCACUAUUUCCGCCAUCAAUAAGUCCGCCAUUCUGUCGGAGUACCGGUCACAUCCUGGCUUCUUGGCCCGCUACCCAGACUAUCCUAGGAAAAAGCGCACACGGACAUGCACCGAAGCACACGAAAAGAUUGUAAUGCCGCAACAGCGCAGCUUGGCAUGAUAGUGGUACAAAUUCAAGAACUGUACCGUAACAAAUAGAAAUAAGUAAUCGUAAUUCGACUCACUGGCCAUUCUUGAGUAAGUACAUGACGUGAAGAGGAUGAGCCAACACCAAAAGCAGGCACCGCGGCGAUAAAGUUGAACAUGUUCUCCAGGCAUAACAAAAUCCGCAUAAUCCUAUAGAAAACCUGCAGCUAAUUGUAAUUAUCAUGGGAUAGGUGCGCUUUUACCUAGGAUACAGAUUACCGUGUGCAAAUGGGUUUCGGCUUGCACCUGGGAUAUGCUAUCGAAGGCGCGAUUGGGAGCGAAUUCAAAAUCGACGCAUCCUAUUUAUCGCCAAACGUCAAUAUGGCCAGUCGCUUGGAAGCGGCUUGUGCGCAGUUUGGAGUGCAUCUGCUGGUACUGCGCUAAGUGUAACUAUUUUUCUCGUGUGCCCGCUUUUGUGUAUCAUUGUGCUCCUCUUCCUCUAUCGAAAUGAAAAAAAUUCUGGUGAUCAUAGAAAAUAUAAAUAACAUUAACAUCAGAAGAAAGUACUCUUUACUCAAGACUGUGACUCUAGUACGCCAAUAAAUGCAUAAGAAACUGUUGUAUCUACUUUCAAAUAACUCACCAGAUGUCUCACUUUCUCCUCGACCAAGCUAGUCCGGGGCUCCGUGACGCAUGCCGCCAGAUAGACCGAGUGUUUGUGAAGGGAAGCAAAAAGCCCGUAGGGCUCUACACUUGCGACUUCACGGCGGGCGUCCUGCACGUUCAGGACUUGAUGCAGCAGAUUGACCACCGUGCGUUCACGGUGCGAAGAAAGUACGAAGUCCGGCAAAUUCGCGAACUGAAAAAACACCGAAAGUGGGCUGACGACUACGAACCUCACCGUGAACUGCUCGAAGACCCCGAAAUUGUUCCGCUACGGAACAAAAUUGUACUCGUGUCUGUUUGCUGUUGGAUCGAACGUGCUUAAGUUAGUAAGCCCAAGCCCUGGUGCAUUUACGCAGGACGAUAGCAUUAGCAAUCGUGUCCCUUUACUUUUUUUUGCUUCCAUACACUCGAACGAAAAGAUCGGCUUCGAAUUUUUCGUAGUGAAUGCAUUAAGAAGAAACUGAAAUCGUCAAACUCAAUCCAACAGCGACUAACACUAGUUUUUUUUGACCCUAUUCUGCAUGCGCGAAGCCUACUCGCGAGAAUUCUUCCAGCGGUUCCACAUGGCAUUUCGCAACUACAUUGCUGGGGAAUGGGUGGUGUGCCGGGAAAUGCUGAAAUUAACGAAGACGAUGUUGAUUACGCGAGACGCCGGUGCAAAGCGAGCCCGCCUCCUAACAGACAUGCCCAGCGUCACGCUGCUCAACUACAUGGAACAGCACGACUUCAAACCGCCUAAGGACUGGGCGGGCUGUCGUGCUUUGACGAGCAAGUAG